Molecule: messenger RNA, 4005 nt
Organism: Amphibalanus amphitrite
Lineage: Eukaryota; Metazoa; Arthropoda; Thecostraca; Balanomorpha; Balanidae
Product: serine/arginine repetitive matrix protein 1-like
Exons: 4
Coding region: 219-3392 (1057 amino acids)
Biological process (GO): regulation of transcription by RNA polymerase II
Cellular component (GO): chromosome
Molecular function (GO): chromatin insulator sequence binding
Source: RefSeq, a predicted model, not a curated record
GAAUAAACUUAUAUUCCAGUGGGAAUGUGGCGCGGUUUUCUCUGCUCUGUUAUUGCAAUGUCAAGAUAGUUAAGUAAGUGCUGGUGGCUGCCAGUCUCAUCAGAUUCUCCUCUGGCUACUCAUCAGUCAUCACCAAUCACCAAGGCCUCUCCUGUAUCUCUACUAGUCCUCUGUAGCCGGUCCCGGUCGCGGCCAUCCCGGCGCGGCCCGGCGGCGCGAUGGCGGACCAGCCGAUGACGGAGCUCAGCCUGCCGGAGCCGGCGCCGGCGCUCGACUCGCUAACCGCCGCCGAUGACGACAGCCGGCUGAAGAGCGAGAUCAUCGACGAGCUGUUCGGCGUGCCGGCGCUGGCUGAGCCGGACCCGGAGCCCGAGCCCGAGCCGGACCCGGGGCCGAGCCGCGCCUCGCUGCGCACCUCCCUCGAGGAGGAGGAGGGGUCAUCGGGGGAAAACCUCGACAGUGUGGCACUCAACCUGGAGCACGCGCUCUCGGAGGUGUUCGGAGAGGUGGAGGGAGCCACCGGCGGCAGUGGCGGCGGCGGCGCGGACGGUGGUGCGGCUGGUGACGCUACUGGUGCCGCCCAGCCCACCACUGGUGAUAUAAAUGGUCAGCCGGUUAGUAACGGCCAGGUGGAGUCGUCACACCCACCGGAGACUGUGAAGGAGGGACAGCAGCCUCCGCCAGCUCCUGCCGACACCGCAGCGGACGACGAUGACAUUGUGGUGUUGGAUGAGGUGAUCCCGGCACCGUCGGCCAGUACCGCCACCAAGCGUCGGCUCCGCGGCCCGGCCAGCAAGAGGAAGGACUUUGCGCGGCUGGGGCCGCCCAGCAGCCGUAUGCCGCCUGUAGAGACUCACGUGUCCUCAGACUCGGAGAUCGAAGUGGAACAAACCUGGACGCCACAGGAAAUCAAAAUGAUGCAUGAGGCGCGUCGUCUGAAGGUGGGCGUUGAUCUGCGGCUGAACAACGUCUGCCAGGAGAGUAGCCAGACGGUGCGGCAGUGGUCGGUUACACUGCAGCAGAGACGGGACGCCCGGAAAAGGUACUGGGAAGAGGUGCGCCGCGGGCCGCCGCGGCGGCCGCCGCCGCCUCCACCGCGCCGCUCCUCGCGGGGCAGGGGCCGCGGCAGGGGACGCGGCAGAGGAGCGGCGCCGCACAGACCGCCGCUGUCCGCCGUGCCGCCCGCGACUGCCGUGAAUUUUGCCGCCACCAAGCAGUUAAUGAAUCUGAUUAACCGAGGCGUGCUGCAGAUGAACAGUGUUUCCAGUGCACCGACGGUGAACGGUCGGCCAACCGUCACGACGACGGUGGCGGCGCCACGCGGCCGCGGCCGCGGGCGUGGCCGUGGCCGUGGCCGCAGCCCGCAGACGGCAGGGGCGAUGGGGCGUGGCCGCGCCAUGGUGCAGAUACCUGCGAGUAGUCUCCAGCGCGCGUACGGAUCGCCGACGGAGCAGGGGCGUACCGCCAGCAUCGCCAGCCCGCAUCUCGCAGCAAAACCAUCGGCGGGAGCCGCCGAGCUGGCCGCCAUCCCCGACCUGGGCGAGAAGCAGCGCUCCCAGCUUAUGAAGCUCCUCAAGGGCAACAACGGCACGUCGAUCUCUGCUGCGCCGGUCGGACCGCCGCGCACUCUCGGCCGGCCGCCGAACCGGCGUCGGGGUGCGCUGCCGCGGCCGGCGCCUCCGCCGAUCGCGCCCGCGCCCGCUCCUGCGCCGAAGCCAGACACGCCCCAGACGAUUCCGCCCUACUGCUACACGACCAGUGGCAACCCGGACGAUCUCUUCUCGGUGUACCUGUCGGCGCCGCAGCAGCCGGAGAACUGCUUCGUCAACAUGCAGGUCAACAACCAGUGCCUGAAGGUGCGCCUGCCGCCGCGGCCGGCCGCCACCGGCAUGGUGUUUGCCCAGGUAAUGCGCAGCACCAUGGAGCCCAUCUGUGAGGUGAUGGUUGACUCGAGCGUCUUCAUACCCCCGCCGCCGAGCUGCGAGCAGCCCGGCAUACAGACCUCCCGGCCGGGACCCAAGUCGCGCCAGGUGCAACCGGCGCAACAUCGAGCACAGCAACAGCUGGCACAGCCUCAGGCACAGCAGCAGCAGAAGGCGCAGCAGGAGCCGGCGGUGAACGCCUACGGCUGCUCCAAGUGCUCGCAGCGCUUCCCGACGUCUGCGAUGCUCGAGUACCAUUUCUCGGUGUUCCACCAGUCGAUAUCGGUGGGCGACUCCCGGGACGUGAUCCAGUGUCCGAUGUGCACUCACUGGAGGGGGCCGGCGCUCCGCCUGCGCACCCACGUGGCCGUGAUGCACCACCCGGGCACCAACCGCAACUUCUCGUGCUCGAUAUGCGGCCGCGCCUGGAACCGACGCGCACCCGGCGCGCACGACCAGUGGCUACGACACAUCAUGGACCACGCCCAGCCAGCGUCGACAGCGGCGGUUCCGCAGCCGCGCCCGCCGCGUCGUGAGGGAGCGCGCGCUCAGCCGACUGCCUUCAAGCAGUUCCAGUGUCCCCAGUGUAGGGCUGUGUUCCCUGACGUCUCACUGUUCCCCGCGCACUGGCUGAAGGUACACGCUGGCGGCAGCAGUAGUGCCGCGCCUGUGCCCGUGGCCUGUCCGGCCGGAGCGGCGCAGUCGGCACCGGCGCAGCGCAAAAGUGCCGCGCAGGAGUCGCGCUUCGCGGCGCGGUUCGAGUCCAACUCGACCACGGCGACGCCGACGACCUCGACGGCGGCAGCGACACCGUCGGCCGGCGACGAGGGCUCCCUGCGCUGCACGCGCUGCGGUGAGGUGUUUCCCAAUGAGCCGGCCUACGCCCAGCACUGGAUCAACGCCCACACGCGCGUCAAACUCUCUGCCGAGCAGCAGGCGGCGGCAUCGCGGGCGGCCGCCGCUGCCGCCUCCGCCCCCGCCGCCGGCCCUGCCAGCGCUGCCGCUGCGCCCGACUCAUCUUCACCCCCACCCCCGCCGGAGCCGACCGAGACGACGGGCAGCGCUCCUGCCCCGUCAGCGGACGGCGAGCAGGCUCCGUCAGCGGACGGCGAGAAGGCUCCGUCAGCGGACGGAGGUCAGGAACCGUCAGCGGCUACUGACGACUCUGUGAUGGACGUAUCUGAGAACACUGCUCCUACGGGCCCGGCAGGGGAAGUGCUGGACAGUGCUGCCAUGGACACGUCUGGGAACGAGCCGCCGGCCGAUGUGGCCAUGGACGGUGUCUCAGAUGAAGGCGCAGUGCCGCCGACCGGUACGGAGAACGGAGCGCUGACCGGCCCUGUGCCACCUCCUCUGGACCCGGCGGACGAGGUGGCGAACCUAGUGCCCUCCGACGCCGACUUCGAGAUGAGUGAGGAGACGCUGGACAGGAUGCUGGAGCAGAUAGUGCCCGUGAAAAAUCGAAAGUAGCGCGUCCGUCGGCUGGGCCGUGCGGUGGGGAAUGCUGCGAUCGGGAAGGAAGUGUGAGCAUAACACAAGGCAGUAGUUUAUACUGGCCUGAUUUUGUAAUGUUCUGGUGUUCACUGCAGGGCGGCGCUGGUGUACAUACAGGUGGCGCUUCUCCUUGGAGCGAGACCCUAUGGAAUGAGGCACGGGCUGGAAUGGCUCGCUGCUGUACGUAAUGAAUCACAAUUCCCUGUUGAUCACCCGCGAUAGGUUAUGUUCAUUCUGUCACAUCAUCUUGGGAGGGGAUAUAACGUCCACUCCGUAUCGUUGUGAGCCUGGAUAUUGUGUGCAACGAGUCAGGGGAUGACUAUGACAGCUGGGACUCCCGCAUUAUGUCGGGAAGGUAUGGUCAUGUAUUCAUUCGCUGCACGGUGUUCCCGUGGCAGGUAAACCCCCCAGCGAUUGCCAUGCUCGCUUUGUCGACUUUUCACUAGGAUGUUGAGGCCAUGUUCCGAAUCUGAUCGGACACUGUGUGGCGGUCUCUCACCAUUUUCGAUUUGUGUGCCUGGCGCCUGCUCCGUGUAUAUUUUUGGUAUUUAACGUGUUAUUUCUGUUAUAAUAAAUGGUAGGACAGCGA